UAUGGUAUGGUUCAUAUCAAAAAUGUUUGUUUUGGUCGUUUUUGCGGAUUUUCUUUGAUGAUUUUCUGUGAUUUGAUUGGAUUUUUGAUUUGAUUUUGGUUAAAAUUUCCUUGUGUUUACUCGCUUAAAAUUCAUAAAUAAAUGUGUGAAGAACCCUGUUCAUCUUAUUAAUAAGUUAACAACCGGCAACAUAAAAUACCAAAAUGGGUCGUAAAGUUGUAGUAGCUGUAUGCACCCUAAACCAAUGGGCUCUGGAUUUCGAAGGAAACUUAAGUAGAAUUUUGCAAUCUAUCCAAGAGGCUAAGGAAAUGGGGGCUCUUUAUAGAACGGGACCAGAAUUGGAAAUAUGCGGAUAUAGUUGUGAAGAUCACUUCCACGAACCAGACACAUAUCUUCACAGCUGGCAAGUGUUGGCGGAACUACUAAAAUCACCAACAUGUAAAGAUAUUCUUAUAGAUGUUGGAAUGCCAGUGCAACACAGAAAUGUUUCUUACAAUUGCCGAGUAGCUUUCCUCAAUAAGAAUAUUCUCCUGAUCAGACCAAAGAUGGUUUUGUGUGAAAACGGUAACUACAGAGAGACGCGAUGGUUUUCCUGUUGGACAAAAGAACGUCAAGUUGAAGAAUAUUAUUUACCAAGAAUGAUUACGGCAAUUACUAAUCAGACGACAGUCCCAAUAGGGGACGCAGUUAUUUCCACCAGAGAUACGUGUAUUGGCUUCGAAAUCUGUGAAGAGUUAUGGAAUCCACAAAGUCGGCAUAUCCCUAUGAGCCUCGAUGGAGUAGAAAUAAUAUCUAACGGCUCCGGCAGUUACAUGGAACUACGUAAAGCGUACGUUACCGUAAAUUUAGUUAAAAGCGCUACAUUUAAGAGCGGAGGCGCGUAUUUGUUCAGCAACUUGCGGGGCUGCGAUGGACAAAGGAUAUAUUUUAACGGUUGCUCCUGUGUGGCAGUGAAUGGAGAGGUUGUGAGUCGGGGGCUGCAGUUUGCACUGCACGAUGUUGAAGUGAUAACCGCCACAAUAGAUUUAGAAGAUAUACGCUCUUAUCGUACAAAAAUCCGCUCCAGAAGCCAUAUGGCUGCCUCAAAUCCACCGUUUCCCCGAAUUUUCGUGGAUUUUGCGCUUUCCGAUGACGAAGACGUUCAUCUUACUUUUAGCCCACCGAUAGAAUGGAAAUAUUUGACACCAGAAGAAGAAAUAGAAUUAGGUCCAGCAUGUUGGUUAUGGGACUACCUACGGAGAUCAGGCCAGGGUGGUUUCUUCCUUCCCCUCAGUGGGGGUGUGGACUCUACUAGCACAGCGUGUAUUGUUUUCUCAAUGUGCACGCAAAUAUGUGAAGCUGUACAGAAAGGAGAGAGUCAAGUUCUAUAUGACGUUCGAAAGAUCCUCUGUCAAUCGGAUUAUACCCCGUCCGACCCGAUGGAGCUUUGUAAUAGGCUUCUCGUCACGUGUUACAUGGCGACAGAAAACUCCAGCCAGGAGACUAAGCAACGGGCCUCUCAGCUUGCGAGUGAAAUAGGUAGUUAUCACUUUCCAAUAGUGAUAGAUUCGGCCGUGAGCGCCGUGAUAGGCAUAUUCACUACUGCUACUGGACUAGUGCCGAAGUUUAGGAGUAAGGGCGGCUGUCCUCGACAAAAUCUCGCCUUACAGAAUAUUCAGGCUCGCCUUCGAAUGGUUCUAUCGUAUCUAUUCGCGCAACUAAUGCUAUGGGUCCGAGGAAGGCCGGGUGGUCUGCUAGUACUGGGCUCUUCGAACGUAGACGAAGCGCUUAGAGGGUAUAUGACCAAGUACGAUUGCUCCAGCGCCGAUGUUAACCCUAUUGGAGGGGUAUCUAAGACGGACUUAAAGUCCUUCCUGCAGUACGCUAAAAGCCGGUUUUUCUUGCCAUCUCUCUCUGAAAUACUCCAAGCGCCACCGACAGCGGAACUAGAACCAUUGUCCGAUGGUCAAAUAACGCAGACAGAUGAACAAGAUAUGGGAAUGACUUACGCUGAACUGUCGGAGUUCGGUCGACUGAGGAAGACGUACAAUUGCGGACCGUUCAGCAUGUUCCAGAAACUGGUGCACCAGUGGAAUAACAAGUGCACACCGCAAGAGGUGGCAGAAAAAGUGAAGCACUUCUUCCGCUGUUACGCGAUAAACCGGCACAAAAUGACCGUCCUCACGCCAUCGUACCACGCGGAGUCUUAUAGCCCCGACGACAACCGCUUCGACCAUCGCCCGUUCCUCUACCGCGUGCACUGGAACUGGCAGUUCAAGACCAUCGACGACGCCGUCGCUCAAAUGGGAAAGGAUAAACGUAUCAAACAGAGUGAUACGCCAUCAAAACCAGAAUCCCCGUCAAGUGCAAAUCCAAACAUUAACUUCAACCUGCGGCGAGAUAGAAAGGGAGUGCUCAUUUAAAUUUUAAACAGUACAAUCCUUUUAUAGAGUAAACAAAGUUUGUAUGAAAUUACUAGCUGUUUUUUCUAGCGAAGAUACGCAACAAUUAAAGAUGAUCGCAUAUUGCACGAGCCAUACUCGUAUGUAUUGUACGCAAUCCUUUCUUGUAUUCACCGAUUACGUAUUUUUAAGUACUGAAAAAUUGCAUUUCGUACGAUAAUAUAUGCUUUUUAGUGCGAAAUGUUGAAUAUGGUCUAUCUAAAUAAUCUUUAACAGGUUUGACAAUUUUUGUUUAGUGUCAACUGUCAAAUAUAUUCCUCAGUUAUCAAAAGGUUGUAAAAUUGUUUAUUCUAUUUUUCACUUUAUUACAAGAUACAUAUAUAUUUGGAGCUUAUACAGUAUUUCCUAAAUAGAUUGACUAAUUCUGUCAUGCACAAUCUAAACUAAACUGACUAAGGUCUAAAUCUAGUGCUAUCCUUUUCCACAGGGAUCAUUAUGAAAGGAAUAGCAAUACAUUUAGACUUGUCAUUCCAGCUUAGAGAAUGUGUAAAACAGAAUUAAUUAGUCGUAUAGUAGAGGUUAUAAUGAAAUGUUUAUUUUGAAAUACUUGAAACAAUUAUUCUAUUAAGGACGGAUUUUUCAGUCACCAAAUAAACUUUAAUCAAUGAAUCCAGAUUUGCAAUACGCGAACUGUCCUGUCAAAUUCAUUCCUCGGAUACCUACCUUAAUAAGUAUUAUUAGGUGAUUGAAUAUCGGCUCUAAUACAUGUAAUAGACGUAGCUACAAUUUAGCUUUCAUUCGUAUAGACUAACUAUAGAGUAAGGUUGUUCUGAAGACAAAUUCGAUUGAAAAUUGUGAUGUAAACAAGAUCAAAGAUGGUACAAAGGAGUGGCUUUUAAUUAGUAUAACGUUGUUGUAUUUAACUGUUGACAUAAAUUAGAGUGAUUCUGAAUGAGUAUGUACUUA
Maniola jurtina (meadow brown) is the source of this 3347-nucleotide messenger RNA. RefSeq names its product glutamine-dependent NAD(+) synthetase (gene Nadsyn). Gene Ontology annotation, molecular function: ATP binding; glutaminase activity; NAD+ synthase (glutamine-hydrolyzing) activity. Gene Ontology annotation, cellular component: cytoplasm. Lineage: Eukaryota; Metazoa; Arthropoda; Insecta; Lepidoptera; Nymphalidae. Bases 204 to 2402 code for a protein of 732 amino acids. The transcript is spliced from 13 exons. The record is from RefSeq and is a predicted model, not a curated record. Gene Ontology annotation, biological process: NAD+ biosynthetic process.